This is a messenger RNA of Harpegnathos saltator (Jerdon's jumping ant), 3638 nucleotides long. RefSeq names its product lymphoid-specific helicase. The transcript has 8 exons. Gene Ontology annotation, biological process: lymphocyte proliferation; DNA methylation-dependent constitutive heterochromatin formation; pericentric heterochromatin formation. The record is from RefSeq and is a predicted model, not a curated record. Gene Ontology annotation, cellular component: nucleus; pericentric heterochromatin. The coding region runs from base 191 to 2620 and encodes 809 amino acids. NCBI's taxonomy places the organism in Eukaryota, Metazoa, Arthropoda, Insecta, Hymenoptera, Formicidae. Gene Ontology annotation, molecular function: ATP binding; chromatin binding.
UCGAUUUCAACAGUUUUCGGCCUGUUUAUUUUUGGCGGCACUAUAUCUGUGUGUUCAUCGAUUUAAUUCUUGGAGAGCGUCAAGUAACGAAGUAUGUACGAGUGAGCAUAUAAAAAAGCUCUGAACAAAAGCGAAUAAAGCACGUGAUAUUUCGUCCAGCUGUUUCAGAGCUGUGCUCAUAAUAAUCAAAAUGGAAGAUAACGGUCAUACCAAUUCUAAUCCAAAUAACACAGAUUUAUCAAAAUUAACGUGUACUGGUUCUGGACCUGAAGAUGGGUCCUCGCCGAUCGCGGAUGUACUAAUUGCUAAUGACGUCAAAUUUAAGAAUGCACCAUUAGUAGUAAAAGAAAAAUUAGUAGAAUCAAGAAAAAGAAAGAAAAUUGAUUUAGAACAACAACUAGUUGAAGACAAACUUAAAGAGGAAAUUAAUGAGCAGAGAUAUAAACGACUUAUGCAUUUAUUGAGUAAAAGUAAAUUUUAUUCCUCCUAUAUUCUGACAAAAAUUGAGACAUCUGCGGCAGAAGAAAAGAAUAAAAAUAAAAGGAAAAAAAGAGUUGUUAAUGAAAAUAAGAAACCAUCAAAGAAAAGAACUGAUAUACUAAAAUAUGACAUAAAAAAAUAUCUAUCUGCAGAUGUACAAAUGCAAACACGAGUUGAAAACAAAUUGAAUUUAAGUACAGAAGAAAUAGAAGAGGAGUUGCAUAUGGAGUCAGACAGUGAGGAGAAAAAAUUUACAAAUGAUGUCAAUAUUAUACUGAAAUAUUUUCAUGGAGAAUUAUAUGAUUAUCAGCAAAAGGGUUUACAAUGGUUGAAAGUACUUUAUGAGAAUGGCAUAAACGGAAUUUUAGCUGAUGAGAUGGGUCUGGGAAAAACAGUACAAGUGAUUGCUUUAUUAUGUCAUCUUAUAGAAAAGCAACAAAAUGGACCUUAUUUAAUAAUUGCACCUCUUUCAACUAUACCAAAUUGGAUGUCAGAAUUUGAAAGAUUUGCUCCUGCUAUCCCAGUUGUGCUAUUACAUGGACCAAAAGCUACACGAGAAGAUAUAUAUUCUAUAAUUAACAAGAAACAUACAGUUGAAAGCUACAAAACUCUACCUGUUGUACUAACUACUUAUGAAGUACCUAUGCAAGAUGUUAAAUUCCUUCAGAAAUAUGUGUGGAGAUAUAUUAUAAUAGACGAAGGACAAAGAGUCAAGAAUCAUAAGUGUUUCUUGCUCAAAGCUUUGAAAUCAAUAAAUUCUAUGAAUAGACUACUGUUAACUGGAACUCCGCUUCAGAACAAUUUAGCCGAGCUGUGGUCUCUUUUAAACUUUCUGCUACCAGAAAUCUUUGAUGAUUUAGCUGUAUUUGAAUCAUGGUUUGAUGCGAGGGAAUUUGUACAACAGGAUGGUACCGAAAAAUUUUUGAAGCAGGAAGAAGAGAAACGAGUCUUAUUCUCAUUACGUGAAAUAUUAAAACCGUUCAUGUUAAGACGAUUAAAAUCUGAUGUUUGUCUGGAAGUUCCUCCUAAGAAGGAAUUGAUUGUUUACGCACCGCUUACGGAACUUCAACAUAAUUUAUAUUCGGCAGUUUUAAAUCGUAACAUAGAAAUAUUGAGUAAAAUCAAACAACCGGAUUUAAUUUUACCUUCAAUUGAUGGUAAAAGACCUAAAAGACGAUGUUUCCUAAGAAGUAAAUACGGAUCUCCUGAGAACAAUUUUGAAAACAAAAUUGAAAGCAAAUCGUUUACAUGUGCGGAAACUUCGAAUAGUAAUAACGAAAUGAAAUUGACUGCAGAAGAUGCUGAGUAUGAAAAAGAUCUAUCAGAAUGGAAACAGUACACUGACGUCACAGAUCGCAAUCGAGAUUUUCUCAUCAAUAUUCAUUUUAAACAUAGGAUGAUAAUGUACAAAAAGAUCGUAAACCAUCCAUACUUAAUUCAAUGUCCGUUGGAUUCAAUUGGUUUGCCAAAAGUCGAUGACGAUUUGAUCAAAUCCUCCGGCAAACUUUUAGUAUUAGACGCAAUGCUGGCAAAGCUUAAGGCACAGGGACACAAAGUUCUAUUGUUCUCGACAAUGACUAUGAUUUUAGAUAUAAUUGAAGAUUAUCUUUCGUUACGAGAUUAUAAAUACCUCAGACUAGAUGGCAACGACAAUAUCGAAUUGAGAAAGCGGAACAUUGAUAAUUUCAACAAUAACAAAGAUAUAUUCUUAUUUCUUAUAUCGAUUAGAGCUGGUGGGAUUGGAUUGAAUCUAGCAGCUGCCGAUACAGUUAUUAUAUAUGACAGCGAUUGGAAUCCACAAGUGGAUAUACAAGCUAUGGCACGAUGCCACAGAAUAGGACAAACAAAACCUGUGGUUAUUUACAAACUGUGCACCAAAGGCACGAUCGAUGAAGCGAUUAUAAACCGCUCUGAAAGCAAACGUAUUUUAGAGAAAAUGGUUAUUUCGAAAUAUUCGGAUGUACAACAAUUCAGCAUAAGUACGCUGUUACAGCUAAAACAAUUGUUGGAGGACAAAGAAUAUGAAAUUGUUACAUCUGAGAAGGAAGUUUUCACAGAAGCUGAAUUGAAUCAAUUGCUAGAUAGGAGCGACUUAUUAAUUAAUCAGCACGUUGCAAGCAAUUCCACGAAUUCCACUUAAACCUAUUCUAUGCAGAUUUAGAUUACCUGCCCGUUAGAUUACUAUUAAACGUCAUACAUGAUAUCACGAAUAACAGUCUAUCUUUUUAAUUCGUAUAAUAAAUAUCAAAAUUUCCUAGAUACAAUUUAAUAAAAUAUAAUUUGAUAUAAUUUUAAUUGUAUAUCAGUUUCCAGAUGUAUUUUUAAUAAGAUGUAUGACGUGUACAUACCAUGUACACGUCAUACAUAUAUACGGUCUACACGGUGUACACGUCAUACAUAUAUACGGCACAUACGUGUAGUACUAUACACAUAUGGUACAAAUCCAUAUUUAUAAAUUACAAUUUGUUCGAUUUAAUACGAGUCUUGCCGGUCAGAUGAUUCUUGUACUUUAAGGAUUGUGAUAACUGUUCACGAAACUCAGCUUCUAAUUUUACGUAUGUCCCACCUGUGCCAAGUACAAAAUGUUAAUUUCUUUUAUGAUAAAUAUUUUAAUCAACAUAACACUCGAUUCGAUAGAAAGACGUCAUCGAGUAAGUAAAAGUACCGAUUGUCGGACAUACUCCUAUACCCGAGCACAUGCAAAACCUCGUAAUUCUUAAUCUCAAAUAACUUCGUUUUAUUUAUGAUCAUGAUAUUAACUUUUAACUCCAACUUUUAUUAUUAUUUAUGUUAUGGAUACAAUUGUAUAUUGUAAUACAAUUGUAUUAGUUUGUGUGAUGUGUCGUAUUUUAUAUGUUGAUUAAAUCAGUUGUGAGCUAAUUAGAAAAUUAUGAAAAGUCACAUGCAACUAUCUUCUAAAACGUAUUUAUAAAUAAAUUAUAAUUAUGCGUAUAGAACUGUCGAUGAAUAAUUCUGUAUGUAUAAUGAUUAUGUCCGGAUAUUUGAUUGGGAAGCUAUAGCUAUAUCGGAAGAAGUAUCUCAGAUUUCUUUGAAUUAAUGUUUUCAUUCAUAAUUAAAAAAAAUAAAUAUUUCUGAAAUGUAACAACUUUUAUAUACUAAUUCUUUGCAUACUAAUAAAUUGCUACUUCAAUCUUCGA